GCCUGUAUCCCUGUUGCACUAGAUGAGAAGAUCUUUCCCUUUUCCUCACACUCCUGCAUGACCACUAGAUGGACCUCGUGCCUUAGAAACCACAGCUUCACCCUCGCGCUCAGCAGCGCUCUGCGGCUUUGCCUGUUAUUGAUACCAUAGUUCAGCUGUAUUUUCCCACAAUCUUUGGCCUCUAACAGUUGUAAAGCUUUAUCUUUAUAGUUUCAAGAAGGCUUGGAGAAGUUCUUAAAAACCUUCCUGCAUUCUUCAGGAUGGCUGCCCAUCUUCUCCGAUCCAUGGCCCCGCGCGCAUCCAUGGCUCUGCUCCAAUGCAUUCGUACCCAUAAGUCCACAAGGCCACUUCUAGCACUGAUUCCACCCGCUACUCUAGGAACGUGCCGAAGUAAGAAGACAUGGCCCAAGUCGUUCCCCGAGGAGGAGCUGAGGAAGCGACUGAGCCCCAUGCAGUACCAGGUUACUCAGCAAAAGGGCACAGAGAGUGCUUUCACGGGAAAAUACACCGAUAACAAAGAGGAAGGAACCUACCACUGUGUCGUUUGCGGUGCCCCUCUUUUCACGUCUGAUAAGAAGUUUGACUCUGGAUCAGGAUGGCCGUCCUUUUUUGAUUUGAUCAAUAAGGAUUCCGUAACACUAACUGAUGACUUUUCAUACGGGAUGCACAGAGUGGAGGCAACAUGCAGUCAGUGUGGUGCUCACCUGGGCCACCUUUUUGAUGAUGGACCUCGACCAACAAAGAAACGCUACUGCAUAAACUCCUCUUCUCUCAAUUUCAAAGCGAAAAAUGGUGUCUCUGAGGAGGUGGAAGCAUCUGGAGGAGCUGGUCAAUCACCACCUUCCAGUAAGAAUGAAGAACUUUAAUAGGACUUGAAAUAGACCAAUCAGAUACUCCAAAGUCACUCCUGAAACAUCAAUUCCAAAUCAAAUGAGCCGUGCAAUCAGACAACUAUAUACUUAGCAAUAUUCAAGACCACAAUAUGCAAUAUCAAUAUCCAGAAAACAGAUUAGAAUGGCCUUACGUUUGCUCCUCAACUACUUUACUUGAAUUUUGUUUUGUUUGAAGAGCUCACGUUGAAAUUUGCUCCGCUAAAAUGUUUUUAACACUUGUUGGAAAUUUUCAAUAAGGGCCAAAGGUCUGAGACUACAUUGGAAAUCUGCAUUUUUUUCCCCCUUUAAAUUCAUAUUUUUAAAGAUUGAGUAUUUUAAACAACUUUAAAACAAAAGAUAGUGUGAUGGGGAAAAAGAAAAACACUUUUCUAGGUCACUAAUCAAGUAAAUUUGUGUCAUCAGACUUUGUAUAAAGAAUCAGGUAUUCUGAAUCACAAGAUGAUUUUUAAAUCAUACUCAAAUCAUGGUUGAGAACAUGAUCAUACUGUAGCUCACAAACUUGCUGGUGUCAUUAAAAUGCACAUUUUCCUCAUAUUCUUGUUGAUAUUUUCAAUUCAGAUUUUAUUUUCAAUUUGUUUUUCUUAUAUCUGUAGUGGGGGGGGAAAUGCAUUUUCACUAGUGGUCUCAGAUUUUUUUUGGACCCCAUUGUAUAUUGAAAGUUCAAUGAUUGGAAAUGAAUUAUAUAUGUAUACUUUCUCAGAGCGCUGUGUUGUUUUUGAAGUGACAUGUGAUACAGGGAGGUCAAGAAGUUUGAGGAAAAUGCUAUGCAAGUGCUCCUGUGAGCAGUAAAAUAAGCACCGAGUGGAGAACAAAGCAUUCUUUGAAAUAAAAUGGAACAGAUGACAAAUGUUUAGUCUGAACACAAAUGUAGCCUGACUUUUGAGGGUGCUUUUUUUGGUCCUCCUUGCUUGCAGUGCCUAUUUUUGUCUUGAGUUGUGAGUUUUUUUUUUCCUGAGAUAUUGAUUUAUUUUGAUUGAUAGAAUUUAAUUAAUAUUGACUAGUGUGAUUAAAGAGAUAUUAAGAA
Molecule: messenger RNA, 1917 nt
Organism: Carassius auratus (goldfish)
Lineage: Eukaryota; Metazoa; Chordata; Actinopteri; Cypriniformes; Cyprinidae
Product: methionine-R-sulfoxide reductase B3, mitochondrial-like
Exons: 6
Coding region: 261-866 (201 amino acids)
Biological process (GO): response to oxidative stress; protein repair
Cellular component (GO): cytoplasm
Molecular function (GO): peptide-methionine (R)-S-oxide reductase activity
Source: RefSeq, a predicted model, not a curated record